This is a messenger RNA of Desarmillaria tabescens, 1343 nucleotides long. RefSeq lists its product as uncharacterized. Lineage: Eukaryota; Fungi; Basidiomycota; Agaricomycetes; Agaricales; Physalacriaceae. The record is from RefSeq and is a predicted model, not a curated record. The transcript is spliced from 5 exons. The coding region runs from base 339 to 1193 and encodes 284 amino acids.
UUCAUAUUCGUCAUCUGGUCCGAACGCGUCGACCUGCUUGUAGCCUGGGCAGAGCGACAUGCUGGUACAAUUUCAUGGGAGCUGGAUCCCAGUUUGGAAAUCACUUCCCAGGACCAAUGUUCUCCGGAAUCACGGACCGGAAGGACUUUCUUCGAGUGCACUUUGUUGUUCUGUGCUCUCUCCUGCGGCAGUUCUUCCGGUCUCAGUGCGUCUCUCCGUUUGUCAUCUGAAGCAAAAUAUUUUGAACUGCCUCGGUUCCCAAAAUACGUCGUCGUGAUGGCAUCCGUUCACAGGCAUGCAGUGCCAACUGGCAACUUGGCUAUAAAAAAGAACCGACCAUGGGAAGACGGGUAACAGAGCUGGCUCUCUCCAUCUUCAUCACGUCUGGCACGCCGAUGAAGUUAGCCGAUCUCAGACGCUGGUUUAUUUUUGUGAUAUUCGCUGUAUCAACAUCUGCAAUCCCUAUAUUUGAUUCUGCAUUGCAUUUUCGAUCAGAUGUGAGCAGCAUCGAAACAACAAUGACAGUGCAACUAGAUGACGGACCAAAAAAUGAAAACAUAACACAAAUGAAUUCGGAUACGACAGGAAGUCGGUGGUAUUACAUUGCAGAAAACUGGAAACUGAAGGAUAGCGACGGAAAUCAGACGAUCCGUGCCAUUCUCAUCACUAAUACCAACGGUCGUCCUCUACAGCAGAAGGAAAUAGAAUUCUUCGAAGAGAUCAAGCAAAGCGCCCUAGAAAUGGACCACGAGGACGGAGGAGACCGCUGGUGGACUGUUCUCCCCGACGUCUCCAAGAAUCCCGAGAAACCCCCCAUAUCCAAGAUAAUCUCAGACUCGAAAGACGAUCAGGACAAAUGCAAGAACGCCGUCAAACAGUGUCUUCUGCUCGCUGGUCAUGCACUUACCCAAGGACCUUGGUUAGAAGCCAACUAUCUCCCCGGUGGUGCAUUCUUUACGCCAGAACUGACUGACGUGGUGCUUACCCCAUGGAGUGCGGAGAAACAACGCGAGAACGACUUUCUGAUACAGUAUCUGCGGGUUGUGAUGAUGCAGUAUGGAACCCAGUCCUCAAGACGAGCGUCGGACGACGACGAUAGCGGAACAUCGACUUCGUCGGGGUCACAGGACUCAACGUCUGGAGGGAAGAUAACUUUCAAUGAGGACAGUCUGAGCGAAAUCUGCAAGAAGUAGUCUCUUCCAGCUCUGAUGCUUCUUUAGAGAUCCUUUUGAAUCAGACGAAUCGGUUUAUAUAAAUCUACUCGUUGCUGAUUUUAGUUCCGCAAUAAAUCCUCGAGAUUGUCUGUCACUUGUCAUGGAGUACAGUCCACCAGGUUAUUCUUG